CGAACAUGUUGCGCGCGCUCGCAGCUCUCGCCACUCCUCGCGUAAACCUCGCUCCAUUCGUCCGCGCGCUCGCAACACUCUCGGCCAACCCACCGCUCGCGCGCGCGCGGCCAUCCAGAUCCACCGAUGACUACUUCGCCGCCGUCCACCUCAUCUCCAACGUCGUCCGCACGGACCACUACCUCGAGCGCACCCUCAACCGCCUCCGCCUCCCUCCCCUCUCCCCCGAUCUCGUCUACCGUGUUCUCCGCGCCUGCGCUUCCGCCCCAACCCCAUCCCGCCGCUUCUUCUCCUGGGCUCGCUCUCGCCCCUCCUACCGCCCCACAACACUGGAAUUUGAGGCCUUGCUCCAAUCCCAUGCCCGCGCGCGCCUUUGGUCCUCGAUGUGGUCCAUUGCCGACCAGAUGCGCUCCCUUGGGCUCCCCUUCUCCCCAUCCCUCUUCUCUUCAAUCAUCCUCUCCUACGCCGACCACGGCCUCGCUGAUCUCGCUGUCGAUGUCUUCAAUCGGACGCGCCACUUCAACUGCCCCCAAACCACCGCCGUAUACAACGCCCUCCUCACCGCCCUCUGCAACGUCCGGAACUUCCACGGCGCCUACGCUCUAAUCCGUCGCAUGGCUCGGAAGCAGGUCGCACCCGAUCGGGACACCUUCUCCAUUCUCGUCCGUGCUUGGUGCUCCGCCGGCAAGCUCCGGGAGGCGCAGGAGUUUCUGGAAGAGAUGAGCCAGCGCGGAUUCUCUCCUCCUGUCCGCGGCCGUGAUUUGCUCGUCGAUGGGCUUAUCAAUGCUGGGUAUCUAGAGUCAGCCAAGGAGAUGGUUGUGAAGAUGACGAAAGAGGGGUUCUUGCCGGACGUCGCCACCUUCAAUUCUCUUGUUGAGGCUCUCACCAAAUCGGAAGAGGUUGAUUUUUGCAUUGAUCUUCUUCACGAUGCAAGCAGGUUGGGAUUGUGCCCUGAUAUCUCCACUUACAAGGUGUUGAUUCCAGCUGUGUCAAAGGCUGGGAGGAUUGAGGAGGCUUUCAGGUUACUUUACGGUUCCAUGGAAGAUGGACACAAGCCAUUUCCAAGCUUGUAUGCGCCAAUCGUCAAGGAAUUAUGCAGGGCUGGGAGGUUUGGAGAUGCUGUGAGUUUCUUCAGUGAUAUGAAGGUUCGCGGGCACCCGCCGAAUCGGCCUGUGUAUACUAUGCUUGUGAAAAUGUGUGUGAGAGGAGGGAGGUUUGUGGAGGCUGCGAAUUUUUUGGUGGAGAUGACAGAGAUGGGGUUGAUGCCGCGGUCACAGAGUUUUGACAUGGUGGUUGAUGGGUUGAAGCACUGCGGGAAGCUGGAUUUGGCAAGGAGAAUGGAGCAGUUGGAGGUCUCACUGAGGGGGAAUUGAUUGCGUAAGCCUUGUCAUUAAACAGAACAAGUUCUUG
Molecule: messenger RNA, 1410 nt
Organism: Dioscorea cayenensis subsp. rotundata (Guinea yam)
Lineage: Eukaryota; Viridiplantae; Streptophyta; Magnoliopsida; Dioscoreales; Dioscoreaceae
Product: pentatricopeptide repeat-containing protein At5g18390, mitochondrial
Exons: 1
Coding region: 6-1373 (455 amino acids)
Biological process (GO): RNA splicing
Molecular function (GO): protein binding
Source: RefSeq, a predicted model, not a curated record